GUCAGAAAGGGAAACCCGGGCGGGGAGACUUGGACCCAUAAGCGGCGGCCAUUGGAGGUGGCAGCUGCAGCUGAUGUGGCCUCAUGGAUGAGCUGGUGCAUGACUUAGCCUCAGCCUUGGAGCAGACGUCUGAGCAGAAUAAGCUUGGUGAGCUGUGGGAGGAGAUGGCCCUGAGCCCCCGGCAGCAGAGGCGGCAGCUUCGCAAAAGGAGAGGCCGGAAGCGCCGGUCAGACUUCACCCACCUGGCGGAGCACACCUGCUGCUACAGCGAGGCCUCGGAGUCAAGUCUCGAUGAGGCCAUUAAGGAUUGUCGAGAAGUGGCCCCCGUGGCCAAUUUUAGUGACUCUGAUGACACGAUGGUAGCCAAACGGCACCCAGCUCUCAAUGCCAUUGUUAAGAGUAAGCAACACUCUUGGCACGAAUCUGACUCCUUCACUGAGAACGCACCCUGUCGGCCGCUCCGGCGCCGGCGGAAAGUGAAGAGAGUGACGUCAGAGGUGGCCGCCAGCCUUCAGCAGAAGCUCAAGGUGUCAGAUUGGAGCUAUGAAAGAGGCUGCAGGUUCAAGUCUGCCAAGAAGCAGCGUCUGUCCCGCUGGAAGGAGAAUACUCCCUGGACCUCAUCGGGUCACGGGUUGUGCGAAUCGGCAGACAAUAGGACUUUCCUGAGCAAGACCGGAAGGAAAGAAAGGAUGGAGUGUGAAGCGGAUGAACAAAAGCAGGGGUCUGAUGAGAACAUGUCGGAAUGUGAAACCAGCAGUGUGUGUAGCAGCAGUGACACAGGGCUCUUUACCAACGACGAAGGACGGCAAGGCGAUGAUGAGCAAAGCGAUUGGUUCUAUGAGGGAGAAUGUGUCCCAGGAUUCACUGUCCCUAAUCUUUUGCCCAAGUGGGCUCCUGAUCAUUGCUCUGAAGUCGAAAGAAUGGAUUCUGGACUGGAUAAACUUUCCGAUUCCACAUUCCUUUUACCUUCUCGACCAGCUCAAAGAGGAUAUCAUGCUCGCUUGAACCGUCUGCCUGGAGCUGCAGCUCGAUGUCUCAGAAAGGGCCGAAGAAGGCUUGUCGGGAAGGAGACCAGCAUAAGUACUUUGGGGACUGAGAGGAUAGGCCACAUUAUUAGUGACCCUCGGCAGAAAGAAAAGAAUAAAGCAUUGGCUUCUGAUUUUCCUCACAUUUCUGCUUGUGCACAUGAGUUCAAUCCCCUCUCUCCCCUCUACUCCUUGGAUGUUCUUGCCGAUGCCUCUCACCGAAGGUGUUCCCCGGCGCACUGCUCGGCCAGACAGGCAAACAUACACUUGGGACCCCCAUGUUCACGUGACAUCAAGAGGAAACGGAAGCCUGUGGCCGCAGCGUCUCUGUCCAGCCCCAGUGCAGUCCACGCGGAUGUAGUGGAGCCGACCACACCAGCGCCGCAGGCCCGGAGAUCUCCAAACCCUGAGUGGUUGGGCAGGACCUCUGCCGCAGAGAAAGCCCCUGACUCCGCUGCAGCGACGUUUUUUAAAAUGCCACCAGAAAAGAGCCCUGGACACAGCUAGAGAGCAGGAGCCCACCCACGGGAGCCGCUGGGUGUGGUGCAACACCUCCUAGCCAGCGCAUCCCAGACGCGGUGUCGCAGAGCCCAGUCCUGUUACUGCCAGGAUGACCCCUCUUCAGACAAAGCAGCGGACUCUUUCUCUUAGAAAACCAUGUUGUGCAAAUCUGAUUGUUUUUAAAAAAACAAAACAACACAAAACAUUAGUAAAGUAUUGCAGCAGCAGUUUAUACAAAAAAAACGAAAGUCCGCCUCUGCGAUUUGUUACAUUGCUGUUGUCCCAGCAGUUCCCUGUGCAGCCCCGUUUACAGAGCUGUUGCUUUUUGCAGGUAUGUCUCUUUUCUUGAGAAACUAGUAACUGCUUUUGCAUACUUUUUGUGUAGAGCUUUUAAUAUCGUUUGAGGAAGUCCCAAAUUGGUAGCCAUUUCAAGACAGAUGGCAACACUGAGUUAAGACCGGUGUGUGGAAUUGCGUUUGCAGAGACCAGGUUCGCCUCUGAGCCUCGUUUUGCUUCACUGAUCGUGCCAAUAAACUAAACCCAUCAAGUUCUCAUUCUGGGGCCUCAGGAGACUCCAGUGGCCUGGACCGUGGGAACUUCUUCCAGCUCUCUAAAUGGCCGGAUGGGACCUCCAGCAGCCGCCUUGUGCUUGGCCUUAUCUCCAGAGCUGGUGUUCUCCUGCAGGAGGAUGUCUAUGUUCAUGUGAUGAAGAAAGUGGUUUAGUUGUUCAGCAGACUUCAAACAGUCAGUGGAUUGUGUCUUAAUACUUCAUGUCACAGUGUAAGCCUUUAUGUACUAAAUGGGAAUUUUAUUGUUAGUUUAUAGGUCAAUAACCUGCAGCAGAAAUUCACACUCUAUUAUAAUAAUGGCUUCCUGGGGCCGUACUUUGGGGAGAAAAAUGUGUUUUUGACACGCCUUAGUACUUGGCGUGUUUCUGACGGCUCACCUGCAUGUGGGGUUGUGUAUACAGCCGUGCCUGGAGUUGGACGCCGCUUUGUCAGAACGAGGACUAAGGGACCGCCUGGAGCUGCCGGGAAGAGCCCCCCUUUCUAAAAAAGUACCAUCAAGAGUGUCUCAUUCAGAGGCCUGGUUGACAGAAGCGUUCUUUUUUGUACAAAUUGAGUACGUUUACUCUGAAAUACACAGGAACCGUUCUCAAAGUGCCCGCUGCUCUGGUGACCUUCCAGAGGAACUCCCGGCCCUGCACCUGGAUUUUUCUGCGCUUGAAUACAUGCUGAGUGUCCGGACAGAGCCUCCGUUUCCCAAAACGCAGUAUUGUCCCUUUUGCUCACACAGAAUGUGGGGGUGGGCUGCUCUAUGGUGUUCCCUUUAAAAAUGGUAGUCCUUACCAGUGCCAAGUCCAGGAUCUCCCUGUUGAUGGGUGGGUGUGACGCUAGUUGGAAAGGAGGACUUGAUGGUAAUUUACAUAGCACUUUCUCUAACGAGGAGUGUGGUGGAGGGAGGAGCAGGUGGCGAUUAUGGGGCAAGGAAAUGGCCUUAAAGCCAGCCCAGCCUCUCUGGGGACCCCCCCCCCAGUUCUCAUGUAGUCAUGAGUGUACCUCUCUUCCCUUGGGGCUGCAGCUGUGGCAAUAUAGGAAAUAAAGUGCCUGUUGACUAUGGGAAAUGGCACUGCCGAAUUGUUUUAGUGAUGAAAGUAGGUUUGAUUGUCCCAUGUGCAUUUUUACCUAGUCCCCAUCGUGUCCUGAGACAAAUCUCUGAUGCAGUUUGUUGGAUUUAAGGGAGAAGUCCAUGGACAUAAUUUUCUUUCCUUUGCACUAAGCUCUGGCUCUUGUAGAGAUGGGUCCUGUGAACACAGCCUACUCAGACCUCCACAGUUCAGGUAGUCUUGUGGCCAGCAGUUCUCCUUUCUACCUGCGAUUACAAACAAUUUGCAUAGACAACUUUAUUUACAUUUUAAAAAUCUGUCUGAUGUAAGGGCAGGUGACUGCUGCCAUUUUUCAGAGACCAGAAUGGUAACAAGAGUUUAGCGACUUGCCCAGAAAUCACAUAAGCCAAGACUAAAAUCCCAGAUUUUAAGACUUCCCUCUGCCCUGGGUUAUAAUCUUUUUUUGAUAGACCUGAGUCCCUCUGAGACCCAUAAUUUUGAAGCAGUGUGUCAUGAAUGUUUAUCAUCUUUCUUGGGCAUGCUUUUCUAAAUAUUUUGAAUACAUUCAACGGCAAUUACCCCCAAAUGCCAUACCUACCUGUAAUAAGUGGGGAAGAAAAUUAAUUGCCUAAAAAAUAGCCAUGAAUACUUAGCAACACAGGGUUGUAAAUUGUGCUCCUCAUUUUAAGCUGCUGCAUGAGCACGCUUACAGAAUUAUUAACCAACUUACUACUUGGCUUGUUUUCUGUAUGAAUCAAUUCCGGAGGAGUAACCUUAGAAUGGAGUGUUUUUUGAAUCUUAAAUUUUACAUUUCUUUUUUAUAUGGCAAAGUGUAUGAUGUCAUACACUGAGAAAAGUGUUACCUUUCAACAAAGGAUGUAAUUUCAAGAUCAGGUUUUGUAGUCUGUUGAAAAUACUCUCAUAGCAUGACUUCCUUUGAGGAUAAUCAUAGAGCUCACAUGCAUUUGAUCUGCUCAAAACUAGUAACUGAAGCCAAGUUCCAUAGUUCUUCCUUAUUUCAGGGUUCUGCUUUAUCCUACCUGGCUACACAGCCUGCCUGUCUGAAUCCUAAGCUUCUGUAUUUUCCACAGUGGGCACACGUCAAGAUGUUACCCACUUGUUUGAGCAUCAUUCAUAAAAAUUAGUUUUGCUUAUGAACUUAAAGGAAUUUGAGCUUAUUUUUCACUUCAGGGAACAAGUUCAUUUGCAUCAGCUCCUGUGUUAUUUUUUGGUAAGAACUGUACAGAAGAGAGAUUAGCUGUUUACUAUAGUGCCAAAUUUAGGAGGGGCAGCGUGCGAUCUUUAUUGAGUGGUGUGUGCUUGAUAAAUAGGGCACGUUUAACCUUGAAAUCUUGUGAAAUCAAAUGCAGUUGAAAAUAUCAGAAGCUGUUUGCUGGGCUGUGGAACAGGCUGCAAACAAGGCCAUUUUGGCAGCAAAAUGAUCAAAAGCUGAAAUCAGACUUCUUAAUCUGUGAUGCUUGUGGCAUCCUUUGCUAAAUCUAGCUCCACACCGAGGGCAGGUAAUGAAACUACCUAGGAAUCCCACCUAGAUGGCUCUGAUCUGUCCUUGUAUUGUGGAGUCAGAGACCCAGCCCAGAUCACAGCAUGGGAGGUUCUGGAGCUGCAGAGGAGCAGUCACCACGGAAGUCACUUGGAGUGGAACACGUUACAGUGUCAGGAGGAAGGAGCUAGGCGGCAGUGUCAUUGCUGAUGUGAUGGCUUCUCCACUUUGGUUCCAAGGCUCCCGGUGAUGUUUGAUUCACUUCUGGUCCUCUCUGUUUUGACCUCAUUUCUGUGGUUAGAGCCACAUGCCUUUUGUUUCCUGAGGCGAAGACUGGAAAACUCUCAGCAUUACGAGCUACGUUCAGUAGUCCGUAAGUCUGGUGAAAUUUAGCUGAGCUGUGAUGAGAACGGACUGGCUUACUCUAGCAGCUGUGGAUGCAGUCUAGCUGGGGGUGGAGUUUACAAGGUGUAUCAUGAUUCAUCGGGUGGCCAGAGGGACAGUCAAAGCAGUUUGCUCUUGGUGUCAGCUGUUUCCUUUGUUAAUACUUGAGCUGUCUUACUUGCCAGUGUUUGCUUAUGUCCCACGCCAGUUACUGAUGGCGGCAGCCAGGAUGGGCUCCUACCCCAUCAAGAAACAGUACAGAGGGAGUUGGUGGGUUCUGCCAAUGCACUAAAGUGCACAAAAUGGCCCAGAGAUGCUUUCAUCUACAUUAAGAUCCCAAAAGAGAUGUUUGUCAAAAUGCUUAGAAACAAGAAAAAUGAACAAUACUGCUGAAGUGUAUGGAUUUGUAAGGUUUUUAACAAGCCCAGGAAAACAAAUUUAUGACCAAAAGAAAGUUUCCCGCCACCACGAAUAGACAUUAUAAGCACUUGGGAAAGUUGCCGAGGUUUUGGAAUAUAAACUCUUUAAGCACACUAUUGAAGAAUGAGGCAGAUCCUGAAGAUGUUCACUGGGGAAAGCAGUCUUGGCAAGAUUCAGAAGUAAGAAGGCUUGACGAAGAGAAGGGGACUUGCUUCGAACAGAGGUGCCAGGGCCUCUAGAGCGACAGCAGCAGCAGCUCCCGGGGCAGAAGUGGAGGCUGGCUCCAGCGGCCUCUCAAGCCCCGCCCCCCCCCACCCCACGACUCCGGUGCCCGCUACCGUUGCGAACCGCGAACCGCAGGCUUUGCAUAGUUAGAUGUUUUAAGAUGUUGAUGUCCCCCUGAACUCUGAGGUGCACUUACAUUUCUCUCCAUAAGUAUAGACGUGUUUUGUACAUGAUUCUUUGCAGAAAUUGUUAAUAUCUUUAUUUCCCAUACUUUUUCCCUGAAGCUCCUAAAAGAUCUGGAAAUAUUGGGAAAGGAUGAUGUGGAUGGAGAAAAAGGUCAUCAAGGCCAUAUUUAGGUGGAUGGAAACAACUUUUAACGUGGGUUAAAAUAUAACCAUGAAUUUUUAGUCUGUGCGUGAUAGUCGUUUUUCAUAAAAGACAGUAAAACAUUUGUGUAAGAUACUGCUAUCCUUGACUUCAUGGUAUUUGUUCAUUACAUCUUAGUUUCCUGGGAAAAUGUGUAUUUUCCAGCAUAAUAAUGGUGAAGUCUUUAAAGUAUGGCUCGCAAAAGUGGAAAUAAUUGGAGGGGAAAAAAAACCACCCCGAGUACAGAGUGUUGUGUAAUAAAUACUUGUUGAGUUA
Molecule: messenger RNA, 6304 nt
Organism: Suricata suricatta (meerkat)
Lineage: Eukaryota; Metazoa; Chordata; Mammalia; Carnivora; Herpestidae
Gene: GPATCH2L
Product: G-patch domain containing 2 like
Exons: 10
Coding region: 84-1532 (482 amino acids)
Source: RefSeq, a predicted model, not a curated record